Molecule: messenger RNA, 4534 nt
Organism: Abrus precatorius (Indian licorice)
Lineage: Eukaryota; Viridiplantae; Streptophyta; Magnoliopsida; Fabales; Fabaceae
Product: protein FORGETTER 1
Exons: 32
Coding region: 189-3947 (1252 amino acids)
Biological process (GO): regulation of DNA-templated transcription
Cellular component (GO): nucleus
Molecular function (GO): chromatin DNA binding; histone binding
Source: RefSeq, a predicted model, not a curated record
AACUUCAGACUUCAGACAAUAAGAAAUUCUUUGGGGCUCGUUUCUUCACAUACCAACCCCAACAAUCUCCCUAAACAACCAAAGCAGAGAGAAAAGGGGGAAAGAGAGAGAAUAAAAAAACCUUCGCUGCCCGCCAAUCAUAAUUUCCCCUGAGAAAACCCUUUCGUGCUCUCUCCUCUGAAAGAAUAAUGACGCAGCCAUCGGCGCCACCGCCUCCAGCGUCGCUGGCGCCACCGCCGCAGCCGGCCGAGAGCCUUCGUGUCCGUUGCGCCGGCUGCCGCAUGAUCCUGACCGUGGCACCUGGCCUGACCGAGUUCGCGUGCCCUACCUGCCGAAUGCCGCAGAUGCUUCCGCCCGAGCUCAUGGCUAGGGCCCAAACAGCGGCUCAGCCUGUACCUCCGUCACCCGCUCCGACUUCGCAACCGCACGUGCCUGCUCACGGCAUUGAUCCCACUAAGAUCCAGCUUCCCUGCGCUUCUUGCAAGGCCAUUCUCAACGUCCCUCACGGCCUCGCACGCUUCGCUUGCCCUCAAUGCGGCGUUGACCUCGCCGUCGAUGUCUCUAAGGUCAAGCAGUUCUUCCCCUCCAUGCCGCCACCGGAAGAAGUUAACGAGGUUGCUGUUGAAGUUGAGCGGGAUGAAGAUGAAGGUGGCAUGAUUGGAGAAACAUUUACAGAUUAUCGACCGCCAAAAGUAUCUAUUGGACCUCCACACCCAGAUCCUGUUGUGGAGACAUCUUCCUUGUCUGCAGUGCAGCCACCUGAGCCCACUUAUGAUCCAAUAACUAAAGAUAAUUUGGAAAGUUCAAACGCUUUGUCAUGCUUGCAAAUAGAGACAUUGGUCUAUGCUUGUCAGAGACACCUUCAACACAUCUCAAAUGGAGCUAGGGCAGGAUUCUUUAUUGGAGAUGGAGCUGGUGUAGGUAAAGGUCGAACAAUUGCAGGGCUAAUUUGGGAGAACUGGCAUCAUGGUAGGAGGAAAGCAUUGUGGAUUUCUGUUGGUUCAGACUUGAAGUUUGAUGCUAGAAGAGACUUGGAUGACGUGGGUGCAACAUGCAUUGAAGUGCAUGCUUUGAACAAACUGCCAUAUUCUAAGCUUGAUUCAAAGUCUGUUGGGGUCAGGGAGGGAGUUGUUUUCUUGACAUACAAUAGUCUCAUAGCAAGUUCUGAGAAAGGCCGUUCUCGCCUCCUGCAGCUUGUGCAAUGGUGUGGACCAGGGUUUGAUGGUCUUAUAAUUUUUGAUGAGUGUCACAAAGCAAAAAAUUUGGUCCCUGAAUCUGGCAGUCAGCCAACACGAACUGGAGAAGCAGUACUUGAUAUCCAGGAUCGACUACCUGAAGCUCGUGUUGUUUACUGCUCGGCGACUGGAGCAUCUGAACCUCGCAAUAUGGGUUAUAUGGUUCGACUUGGUCUCUGGGGAGAUGGGACUUCAUUCUCUGACUUCCGGGAAUUUCUUGGUGCUCUUGACAGAGGGGGGGUUGGAGCUCUUGAAUUAGUUGCCAUGGACAUGAAAGCAAGGGGCAUGUAUUUAUGUCGAACACUUAGUUAUGAGGGUGCUGAAUUUGAAGUUAUUGAAGCACCAUUAGAAGAUAAAAUGAUGGAAAUUUAUAGAAAGGCAGCAGAAUUUUGGGCUGAAUUACGAGUGGAGUUGCUGUCAGCCUGUGCCUUCCUAAAUGAUAAACCUAAUUGUAGUCAACUAUGGCGAUUAUAUUGGGCAAGCCACCAGCGUUUCUUUAGACACCUGUGUAUGUCUGCUAAAGUCCCUGCUACUGUGAGACUGGCAAAGCAAGCAUUAGUUGAAGAAAAGUGUGUAGUCAUUGGACUUCAGAGUACCGGAGAAGCUAGGACAGAGGAAGCUGUGACAAAAUAUGGUUCUGAACUUGAUGACUUUGUUUCUGGACCUCGAGAAUUGCUACUUAAAUUUGUGGAAGAAAAUUACCCAUUACCAGAAAAACCUGAACUUCUCCCAGGAGAGGAUGGGGUAAAGGAACUCCAAAGGAAGAGGCACUCUGCAACUCCUGGUGUUUCAGUAAAAGGAAGGGUCAGAAAAGUAGCCAAGUGGCAUGCUCCUAGUGAUGCUGAAAGUGAUGAAGAGUCUGAAACUGACUCUGCUAUUGAAUCUACUGACUCUGAUGACGAGUUUCAGAUCUGUGAAAUUUGCACUACAGAGGAGGAAAGGAAAAAACUGCUACAGUGUUCCUGCUGCGGUAAAUUAGUCCAUUCCACAUGCUUGAUGCCACCAAUUGGUGAUAUAAUUCCUGAAGAGUGGUCCUGCCAUUUGUGUAAGGAAAAAACAGAUGAAUAUCUUCAAGCACGACAGGCAUACAUAGCUGAACUUCAGAAGAGGUAUGACGCUGCCUUGGAACGCAAGACAAAAAUAUUAGAGAUCGUUCGUUCUUUGGAUCUUCCAAACAAUCCUUUGGAUGAUAUUAUUGACCAGUUAGGAGGUCCUGACAAUGUUGCAGAAAUGACAGGAAGGAGAGGAAUGCUUGUGAGGGCCGCAACUGGAAAGGGUGUAACUUAUCAGGCUCGUAAUACGAAGGAUGUGACUAUGGAAAUGGUUAACAUGCAUGAAAAACAGCUCUUUAUGGAUGGUAAAAAGUUAGUUGCUAUUAUCUCUGAAGCUGGAUCAGCUGGUGUUUCUUUGCAGGCGGAUAGAAGAGCUUCAAAUCAGAAAAGAAGGGUUCAUUUAACCCUAGAACUUCCAUGGAGUGCUGACCGAGCAAUUCAGCAGUUUGGAAGAACUCAUCGAUCAAAUCAAGCAUCAGCACCGGAAUACAGGAUACUCUUUACAAAUCUUGGUGGAGAACGCCGGUUUGCAUCAAUUGUUGCUAAGAGAUUAGAAUCUCUUGGUGCUUUGACACAGGGUGAUCGCAGGGCUGGACCUUCAUUAAGUGCUUAUAAUUAUGAUAGUGCUUAUGGAAAGAGGGCUCUGAUGAUUAUGUACAAGGGAAUAAUGGAGCAGGAGUCUCUGCCUGUUGUACCUCCAGGAUGUUCAUCUGACAAACCAGAUACAAUUCAAGAUUUUAUUGUGCAGGCAAAAGCUGCUCUUGUAUCUGUUGGAAUAGUAAGGGACACAGUUCUUGGUAAUGGUAAAGAUCUGGGAAGGUUAUCUGGUCGAAUUAUUGAUUCAGAUAUGCAUGAAGUUGGACGAUUCCUCAAUCGGCUUUUGGGACUACCGCCUGAUAUUCAGAAUGGGUUAUUUGAGUUAUUUGUGAGUAUCUUGGAUCUUCUAGUUCGGAAUGCUCGCAUUGAAGGUAACCUUGACACAGGAAUUGUUGACUUGAAAGCUAAUGUGAUUGAAUUACAAGGGACUCCAAAGACUGUUCAUGUUGAUCAAUUGACCGGGGCUUCAACGGUUCUGUUUACAUUUGUCUUGGAUCGUGGGAUCACAUGGGAGUUGGCAAGUAUGAUACUGAAUGAAAAGCAAAAGGAUGGGCUGGGUUCAUCCAAUGAUGGCUUCUAUGAGUCUAAGAGGGAGUGGUUGGGAAGACGUCAUUUCAUUUUAGCAUUUGAAAGUUCUGCUUCAGGUAUGUAUAAGAUAGUUCGUCCCCCUGUUGGAGAAUCAAACCGGGAGAUGCCUCUGUCUGAAUUAAGAAGUAAAUAUAGAAAAAUUUCAUCUCUAGAGAAGGCUCAAUCAGGGUGGGAAGAGGAGUAUGAAGUUUCAUCUAAACAGUGUAUGCAUGGUCCCAAUUGUAAGAUUGGUGAAUUUUGUACAGUUGGUAGAAGACUACAGGAAGUAAAUGUCUUGGGUGGUCUCAUUCUUCCUGUUUGGGGAGCAGUAGAAAAGGCCCUUUCUAAGCAGGCCCGUCUAAGCCAUAGGAGGCUGCGUGUUGUACGCAUUGAAACUUCUGUGGAUAACCAACGAAUUGUUGGGCUUCUUGUUCCUAAUGCAGCAGUGGAAAAUGUGCUUCAAGGUUUAGCAUGGGUUCAAGAAAUUGAUGAUUGACGUGACAAUAGGCUUUACUCACCUUUUCUUUAUAACAAAGUUUGAAUCUAGGUGCCGCCUUUUGGCAGUUGCUUGAACUACCACCAGUAUUUGGUGUCUUAGAAUGUCAACAAGCAAAUUUUUAGGAAAAGGUUCAACCUUGACGCUGAAUUUUUUUAGAGGCGAUGCAUUCAUCCCCUGCACCCAACACAACUGUGUAGUCUUUUUUUUAGUUAUUAUUUGAUCACCCAUUUUGGGAUAUAAUUCGAUUUUGUAUAUUUGUAAAGAUGAUUCACUAAAAAUGUGAAACAGUAGAUAGCUAGGUUGUAUCACAUAGCGCAAUCCGAAUUUGAACUACUUUGUAUCCAGAUAUCAUAAAAGAUUAUUGAAAUCAUAGUUGAAGUAAAUAUUCUGAUUGUCCAACCGUAGUGAAGCACGAGCAUACCAAUACACAGCACAAGUUACUUUCUAUCUCUGCGCCAGAUGAGAAUACAUCAGCACGCAAAAUGCCAAUGAAAAUGGUCAUCACUACAAGAGCCCCGGUUGUUGAGUGAAACCUCCCCUCAGCUUCUUUCUUACCUUCAAAACAAGCUCUUGAUUUGUGACUG